AUGGAGAAUAAGAAGAAUGACAAGAGCAUGAGCAUUCACGACAUCCUCCCUCUUGACCUGAUUCACAGAAUCCUACUGCGGGUACCGAUCAGACAUCUCGCUCGCCUCAGGUGCGUUUCCAAGCUGUGGUACUCUCUAAUUUCUGAUCCCGACUUUGCGGAAUUGCAUUUUCACCGCUCUCCCGUUGCCACCAACGCAUACUUCAUCAUAGAAAACCUGGCUAUGGCUUACUUUGUUUACUUAGACGACAAUGAUGCAUCACAAAAAGUGAUGUCUCCCCCUUUCAAGAAGAAACCUUCUCAUUUUGCGGUUUUGGGAUCCUGCAGAGGCUUUAUUCUCUUGUAUCGAGAUCCACAUUUUCUUGUGGUAUGGAACCCACUUACUGGAUUCAGCAAAAGAAUAUCCUAUGUUCAUAUUUUUGCUCGUCAUAAAUAUUAUGUCGCUAGGCUUCCUUAUAAGUUCCAUCUCUAUGGAUUCGGUUAUGAUGCUUCACAGGAUGACUACUUAGUUGUUUUAGCUUGGCAGGAUAAGGAUGACCAUUAUCACUUGGAUUACUUGUCCCUGAGAACCAAUUUAUGGAUUAAUCUUGAUGCUGCACUCUCUAAUCUCGUGGAUUCUUAUAACUGGAAUCCUCGUGGGUUGUUUUUUAAUGGCACUAUUCAUUGGGUGCCUAGUAUUUUUGAAUCUUAUAAGGAUAUUAUUCUCAUCUUUGAUAUGAAGGAGAGGACUUUUUCAAGUUUAUCUAUGCCGGAACAACCUGUAAAGAGUGUAUGCUCCUAUUCAAUUCUCGCCCUACUAGGAGGCUGGCUAGCCUUGUAUUAUCGCAAUUAUGAUAGUCGUAAAACCGAGAUAUGGGUGAUGAAAGAAUAUAAAGUGCACUCAUCUUGGACUCUCUAUCAGAUUCCUUGCGAAGUCUUUCACCCGUUGUGCUCUUCCAGUAACGGUAAUAUUAUUGGAAGAGGUUAUACUUUCCUUGAUAAGAGAGGGCUAUCAAAUUCACCAUCAAGUUUAGCAUCACCAAAGAUUCAAACAAAGAAAGAAGAAUGA
This is a messenger RNA of Arachis stenosperma, 1047 nucleotides long. RefSeq names its product F-box protein CPR1-like. Bases 1 to 1047 code for a protein of 348 amino acids. The transcript has 2 exons. The record is from RefSeq and is a predicted model, not a curated record. Gene Ontology annotation, molecular function: protein binding. NCBI's taxonomy places the organism in Eukaryota, Viridiplantae, Streptophyta, Magnoliopsida, Fabales, Fabaceae.